Thlaspi arvense is the source of this 699-nucleotide messenger RNA. The record is from the annotation of a GenBank genome assembly. NCBI's taxonomy places the organism in Eukaryota, Viridiplantae, Streptophyta, Magnoliopsida, Brassicales, Brassicaceae.
AUGAGAAUAGUUGGUUUAACAGGAGGCAUAGCGUCUGGGAAGAGUACAGUCUCUAACCUCUUCAAGGCUAAUGGCAUUCCCGUUGUUGACGCUGAUGUUGUUGCUCGCAAUGUAUUGAAGAAAGGAAGUGGUGGAUGGAAAAGAGUAGUUGCAGCUUUUGGGGAAGAGAUUCUGCUUCCUAGUAGAGAAGUGGAUCGGCCAAAACUCGGUCAGGUGGUGUUCUCUUCUGAUUCGAAGCGCCAAUUACUGAACAAGCUAAUGGCUCCAUAUAUAUCAACUGGUAUUUUUAUGGAGAUCCUUAAACAAUGGGCAAAAGGAGCUAAAGUGAUAGUUGUCGAUAUCCCAUUGUUGUUCGAAGUAAAGAUGGAUAAAUGGACAAAACCCAUUGUUGUUGUGUAUGUCAAUGAAGAAACACAGCUCAAGAGACUGAUGGAGAGAGAUGGACUGAGUGAGGAAGAUGCAAGAAACAGAGUGAUGGCUCAGAUGUCGUUGGAUUUGAAAAGAAGCAAAGCUGAUAUUGUGAUUGAUAACAAUGGCGGUCUUAACGAUCUUAACCAACAGUUCAACAAGGUUUUGUCUGAAAUCAGAAGACCCUUGACGUGGACUGAGUUUUGGCGUUCAAGACAAGGAGCCUUCUCGGUUCUUGGUUUGGUGACUUCAGGUUUCUUUGUUUGCAAACAGCUCAAUAUUAACACUUAG